AUGUCCCCGCUGGAAGGAACACCUCCAGCUGCAACUCCAGACUCGGAGCUCCCGCCGCCGCCGUUCUCCACACUGCCUCCCUCCGUCACUCUCACCACAAGUCCUUCGCUAGAACCCAUAGAGUCCACUCCUCUGGCUCCCCGCUCCUCAAACCCCCGCGUCCGCCAGCUUGCCGCACUCUCCACCUCCAACCUCCGUCACGCCUCGCCCGCCGCGGACAGCCACCUCCUCUCCCCCGCCACACCACUAACCAGCACGUCGACCGUCUUCAGUCCGGCUUCCGCUGUCAGUGGUAUCAGUUUUGGAGAAGGAGCGCCGGCGAGCAAACCCGUGCCGUUCCCGGCUAGCGUGAGGAGGCUGCGGACGUUUGCGGUGACGCUUAUGGCGGCUAUGUUUCUCACUGCCAGUGCGGUCAAUGUUCACCGGUAUCUCGAGCAGACACCUCUGAUAAAGUCCACUGUCAGAAGGACAACCUUAGACCUCCCGCAUAUCAUCUUUUGCCUCAAUCCAGCGCACUACAAGUCCCAAUGUGCGACAUCCUCCGCCUUCGGCGACGCCGAAGCCGUUUGCAUAGGCGAGAUUGUCCCGCAGGACCAGAACGAAGUGCGCACGGUGGAUCUCACCCACCACGUAUAUCCCAUCAGCUUACCAUCUCAAGCGGCCUGGCAAUCAUGGAAACUGCCCGAAGACGCCAAUGUGCCCUGCCACCGCUUCGCACCUGAUCCGGCGCUGCAAUUCACGGCGUACUCGAAUACCAGCGACCCGAACUUCAGCACAAGCAUCGCCAGCGUGAAUUGCGGAUACCAUUACCGCAACGACUCGGGGCGCAUAUGCGAGGGUGGAAAAGAGUGGCCUUUCCGCAGCGAUAGGAUGCAUACCGCCAUUUUCCCCUCCAACGCGGACGAAUUCCAUCUCUCGGCCCUCCCCGCCGCGGUCAUCUAUAACAACACGCUGGACGUGUAUCUCACGUACGGAUUUGACCAGAAGUUGCGCGAGGAUGAGCAGGUCAAGAUUGGAUGGACGCUCGGUCAGUCUCUUUCUUUCUACUAUUCACCGGCGCUCAGGAACUACGAUCAGGCCGCCAGGAAGGCGACCGGGCGGACGUCCAGCAUCUACCUCCGCGUCUCCCUCAUCAACGAACUAACCCAGCUCGGCAUCCCCAACUUCUACGACGCCGUCGUCAACCGAGAAGAGCAAUCCUACACCCCGAUCGACAUCUUCGUGGCAAUGGGCGGAGUCCUCUCCUUCCUCACCACCCUCUUCAUCUUCCUCUUCGGAUCGCGCCGCCUCCAGCCGUUCGGAUUCAUCCACGCGGCGUUUGGGAGGCAGAUGAAGGUGUAUCUACACAGCAAGUAUGGCGAGUUCACUACGUUGGCGGAUGUUGCGGUGCCGAGAGCCAGGAGACGGAGGGGGAAGCAAGGGAGGACUGUGGUGGCGGCUGCGGGUGACACGCGAGACGUGAAGGGUGUCACAACGCACACCGUCACCACCUCCGCCAAACCAGCCGCCCCACCACCCACCCCGACACCCAGCCUCCUCUCCCCACCACCACCCCUCUCCGCAGCCAGCUCGGCGUUCCCGUACACACCCACCACAACGGCGUCGGGAGCAGCGGCGGCUGAGCAGAGGCAUCUGAGGGCGCUGGAGAAUUUUUUGAUGGAGUUUUAUGUCGAUACGGAGAUCAGUGUGCCGGUGUUGGGGAAGUUUGCAAGGGGCGGUGCGCGGGAGGCGGAGGAGGAGGGGGAGGGCGAAGGGGGUGCAAACGGCAUCUGA
Messenger RNA from Fimicolochytrium jonesii, 1773 nucleotides. RefSeq lists its product as uncharacterized. Bases 1 to 1773 code for a protein of 590 amino acids. NCBI's taxonomy places the organism in Eukaryota, Fungi, Chytridiomycota, Chytridiomycetes, Spizellomycetales, Powellomycetaceae. The transcript is spliced from 3 exons. The record is from RefSeq and is a predicted model, not a curated record.